AUGUUUCAGAAAAAAACAGAACCAAAAUUUGGCUGCUUCGAUAACAAGUUUGCUGAUUUGAUUCGUUCUUCAAGAUGGUGGAAAGCUGCUAAGUGCAAACUCCAUAUCAAGGCUCUGUUGCGUUCUAUCGAAGUACAUAAAAGGCGAAAAGAGUGUAUAAUUAGACAUACACAAUCUGAUAUUGAUGAGCUUCUUCUCAGCAGUCGCUUUCAAGAAACAAUUCAUAAGGUGAAGCAUAUCUUCGAAGACAAGACAAGGUUAGCCGCCUAUGCUCAGGUCGACUACUUCUGCUCAUUCAUCUUGCAGAAUUUUUCUCAGUUAAAACGUCAAAGCGAUGUUCAUCUCUUACCGGAAGAAACUAAAGUAGCAAUGGCCGGACUUAUAUUUGCUGCAUCAAGAAUCGGGGAGCUUAAGGAGCUUCAAUACAUAAGGAGCUUGUUCUUCGAGAGAUUUGGACCAGAGUUUGACAAGGAUUCUGCAUAUUUGCGUCCAGGGAACUUUGUUACUACGGAGAUAAUCCAGAUUUUCUCCACGAUGAUGCCACAAGAUGCGAUUAGUCCAAAGAUUGGAAUGGAAACUUCCCAAAAGUACCAACCAAACAUCACUACUACUGUGGAAUCAAUAACUGAAGAUUCAGAUUCAAGUAAUAAUCUUGGCUUUCGCUAUUCUGAUGCCGUCAAGAUAGAGAUACUCACAACAGGAGUUAGCAGAGCCAACGCGAUGAAGGAGUUUCUGCAUCUAAAUCGUGUAGAGUCCCAAGUGAGAGAUCGAUCAUUGUUCAUGAGAUGA
Eutrema salsugineum is the source of this 789-nucleotide messenger RNA. RefSeq lists its product as uncharacterized. NCBI's taxonomy places the organism in Eukaryota, Viridiplantae, Streptophyta, Magnoliopsida, Brassicales, Brassicaceae. Gene Ontology annotation, biological process: protein transport. The transcript has 4 exons. The record is from RefSeq and is a predicted model, not a curated record. Bases 1 to 789 code for a protein of 262 amino acids.